AUGCCGCUCAAGGUCGUUGUAGUAGGAGGCGGUAUUGGAGGUUUGGCCGCUGCCGGAUACCUCCGCGCCAACCACAAUGUCACGGUCCUCGAGCGCGGUCGUCUGGGUUCGGCGAGUGACGACGACUAUGGUCUAUCAGUGGUCGCUAAUGCGUUUGGACUUCUCCAGAAAGCCGGAGUGAGUUUUGAGAACCUCGAUACAGUGAUUAUGACCCACAUCUGGGCCAGAAACCAUAAGAAUGAGGAAAUCAGGACGAUGCAUUUUGAUACCCGCUCGCGGUUCGGCGGAGCGCCUUCCAUUCUUGCCAAGAGAGUCAAGAUCCAGUCGGAGCUCGUCAGAUUUGCAACAAGCGCCGAUUUCCCUGGCCAACCUGCAAAUAUCAUCCAAGGUGCCCGAGUUGCCAGCGUUGAUGCCGAUAAUGGCAAGGUCAUACUGGAAGACGGCUCAGUCAUCGAAGGCGACCUUAUUGUUGGCGCAGAUGGCAUCAGCUCUGUAGUGAGAACAGCUAUAUAUUCAGACCUCAACACUGCCCCGGCGCCACAGACUCACGAUCUGCUGCUCUUCAUGACAAAGGUGUCCAUCGAGGCUGUUCGAAAUGAUCCAGACCUGGCAUUCCUCUCCGAGCCAACCAAACAGGCGGGUCUUACAACUUGUUAUCCGCCAAAUGGCCCCCAGUCCAAGAGACGCAUGCUCAUGUACCAUGUUUCCCCACGAGAGCUGCAGGUGCUUGGGUAUACUACUGAAAAGGAGUUCAGGGACCAGUUUGACAUAUCCAAAUCCAGUAUCAUCAGAAACGUACCAACCUCUCGAGUCGUGGACGAGUUUUCUGCAGAUUUCCCAGAGAGCUUCGUAAACCUCUUCAAGAUCGGCCAAAACAUUGACGCGUGGAGAAUCAGAGAUGUACCACCAAUCGACAGAUGGUCUCGAGGCAAGGCGGUCUUGAUCGGUGACGCAGCCCAUGCCGUUACCCCUCAUGCAGGUCAAGGAUGCAACAUUACGAUCGAGGACGCUGAGGCUUUGGGUUUUAUUCUCAGAGAUAUCGAGACGGCAGAUGCCCUGCCGGAUGUGCUAGAGAGAUUUGUCAAACUUCGCAAGGAGCGUGCCCAGUAUGUAGCUCGGCGCUCGAGGGAGCUGGGCAACAUUCAGUCCGAAGACGACAAGUCAUAUGGCCCGAUUGGCCAGGAGGCCUUUGCCAAGACGAUCUAUAGCUAUAGAGGAGCAGAGGCAGCCGCUAAUGAGUCUCAUUCCAGUGAGAUCGCAGCAAAGUAG
Molecule: messenger RNA, 1269 nt
Organism: Pestalotiopsis fici W106-1
Lineage: Eukaryota; Fungi; Ascomycota; Sordariomycetes; Amphisphaeriales; Sporocadaceae
Exons: 1
Coding region: 1-1269 (422 amino acids)
Molecular function (GO): FAD binding; monooxygenase activity
Source: RefSeq, a predicted model, not a curated record